UCAAGGUAGUCAAGCAUCGAGGUUUCACGGUCCACGAUCAAACGAUCAACAAUCGCGAAUGCAGCCAGCGUCAUAACCUAACUAACACGUUCAGCUCUCACAAAAUUCGCGUAUCCACACACACUCAGCCAAUAUCUAGCCGCAUCUUGGGAACGACCCCUGAAUGGUUCAGUCCCAGCUUCACUUUCAAUCAUUCGGUCUUGACUUCUUACUACUCUCAUAACAAACCGCCCCGCCCCUGAGACCGAGCCUAUCAACUUGAAAGAUAAUUAUGCAAGACACUCUUUCGAGAUGCCAUCCGCGACCAGCAGUGACGAGUGGGACCUCCCACGCGUGAAGGCCUCCAUUGGUUUCGAGGAUGAUUCCCAGAGCUUGGCAUCAGAUGACCAAGACACAGAAUUCUUUGACGUGAAAUUCUACCCAUACGGGGACGUCACACACGAUCCAGUUUUUGCCGCAGUUAGCAAGAAACAUGUCGUAAUAUAUCGACUCUCCAGCAAGAUUACUCCUCCUUACGAGCUUGUUCAGCUCUUCAGGGACGACGAUAAAGAUGCAUUAAACUGUAGCUGCACUUGGACUAAGGACCCCGAAACCGAAGUACCGUAUCUAUGUGUAGCUGGUAGGGACGCCAAAAUUAAGGUCUACGACGUUGUUCAGGGUAAGCUAGUAAAGGUCCUCGUAGGCCAUGGAGGAGAAAUCAAUGACCUCGCCACAUGCCCAACAAAUUUUCUCCUGAUUGCAUCCGCGUCGGAGGACACCACCGUUCGAAUAUGGAGUCUCGAUCCUGCGCACUCUAAACAACCAUGCGUUUGCCUGCUUGCUGGUGAAGGUCACUCAUCAGGACUGUUGACAGUGGCAUUUCACAAUAGUGGCCGUUAUGUUCUCUCCGCUGGGCAUGACAAUGUCAUCUGUCUGUGGACACUCCCUGACUUGCCUCCUGAGCCCAGUGGCAAAACCCCUUCGAAGCCAAUUGUAAUACAUUACCCUCAUUUCUUCACUUCGGAAGUGCAUAGUGGUAUUGUAGACUGUGUGGCUUUCUUUGGUGAUCUUAUUCUUUCACGGGCCUGCCACGAAGAUAUAAUUGUACUAUGGCGAAUUGAGGGAUUCUCAUCUCGCGAUCCCCCCCCUGAAAUUUCCGAGGCGCCAACUACGAGCGACACAGAACGCCUAACCCGUUCUGCCUUUUCCCCUGCGACAGCAUCGGCAUGUCCACCUCAGUAUACUCGCCUAUUAGAGUUUUGGACGCCGCAUUGUGGUCACCAAUUCUACCUUCGCUUCAAGCUCUUUCACGACAAAGACAAACAUCCGGUCCUAGCAUUUGGCAAUGCGAAGGCCAUGAUUUUCUUCUGGGAUCUGGCACGCCUGGGAAGUUAUCACGACUUCAUCAGUGAAGUUCGAGAUCCCACUCGUGAUAAGACUCAGCCAAUCCAACGUCCGGGGUGGUUAGCGCCCAUUCAGCAUAGACACAAGGGCGAUGCCGUUAGUAAGCUUAGAGAUGCUGCUAGCGACAGAGAGUCGGUCGCGUCAGGACGCACUGGUAGCGUAGACGUCGAAACGCACCUUGAUGUCAAUACAAAUUAUUCGCAAGAGACGUUGGAGCAGUGGGAAUUAAAGUACGACAUGACACGUGUCGAGGAACCCAUCAGAGCACACUCGCAGAGCAAUGUUACUGUUAAGGACUUCGUUGGACGCCAGGUUGCUUGGAGCACCGGCGGCGAGUGGUGUGUUGUUGUUGGCAGCAAGAAUCUGGCCAUCAUCCUAGAGCGAUGGCAUAAGAAAGAUAGAGCGGAAGAUAAAGAAAAGAAGCCAAGCCAAGAACGACCGAAUUAAAGGUUGGAUAUUACUCUAAUUAAUUGAAAUACCUCCUAUAUACUAGAAAUAUAUUGAGUUUAAUAACCAUUCAACUUUGAUUCUACGACGUUAUGCGUGGUCG
Messenger RNA from Daldinia loculata, 1933 nucleotides. RefSeq names its product WD40 repeat-like protein. The transcript has 9 exons. Gene Ontology annotation, molecular function: protein binding; nucleosome binding. NCBI's taxonomy places the organism in Eukaryota, Fungi, Ascomycota, Sordariomycetes, Xylariales, Hypoxylaceae. The coding region runs from base 292 to 1830 and encodes 512 amino acids. Gene Ontology annotation, cellular component: ESC/E(Z) complex. The record is from RefSeq and is a predicted model, not a curated record. Gene Ontology annotation, biological process: negative regulation of transcription by RNA polymerase II.